Molecule: messenger RNA, 2835 nt
Organism: Oryzias melastigma (Indian medaka)
Lineage: Eukaryota; Metazoa; Chordata; Actinopteri; Beloniformes; Adrianichthyidae
Gene: vsig10l
Product: V-set and immunoglobulin domain containing 10 like
Exons: 12
Coding region: 195-2318 (707 amino acids)
Molecular function (GO): protein binding
Source: RefSeq, a predicted model, not a curated record
UAGUCCCUAAGGGGCGGGGUUUAGCCACAGGUGAGGUUCUUAUUGACAGCCUCCUCCACGCGAGCGCACACGCAGGUACAAAGCCCGCUCCUGUCUGAAGCUCCCUGAACCAUUCUCCAUUUUCUUUAUUUGUAGUUUGUUAAAACUUUCUCUGGUUGAAGGAAUCUUUUCAGUUACGCACCUGUUCCACUGAAAUGAAGCGGCUGAAAGAGUUCAGACAAACCUGCAGAUCAGCUUUUCUAACUGUUUUAUUUGUCUCUACACUUCAAGGUGCCAACUCCAAGCUUUUGAUUUCCUCCGUGAGUCCUGAUGUAGUCAAAGACUUAGCUGGCAACAAUGUGACUCUGGCGGUGUCCUUCACUGGUGCCUCCAACCCAACCCUUACCUGGUUCAGGGACGGAUUACCUGUGGUGACAUGGACGAUAAACUCUGUUUCUCCUCCUGACAUUGAUCCAAACAGCAAGGAUGUCCUUCAUGUAGAGAAAAACGGAUCUCUAACUUUUAUAAAAGUGCCAGUGAACUAUAGUAGUAACUACAGGGUGGAAAUGACCAAGUCUGGACUGGGUACAGACUCACAUCAGUUCACCUUACAGAUAUUUGAGAUGAUCCAGAGUGUGACUCUGAACACGCCGCCAAUUCGAGCCAAAGAAGGAAUAGACCAAUUCACCUUACAAUACAGCAUGCUGCGAGGAGUGAUCGAGCAGCAGACGUGGUUCUUUAACAGCAAAGUCUUAAAGAACAGCUCUCACUAUCUGGUGCAGGAAACGAGCCUUGUGAUCCUGGGACUAAACCGAAAUGACACUGGAUUAUACUCAGUGCGACUGACGAACCCCUUCAGUAACGUGACGGCUCAGAAAGAAGUGAUUGUGUUCUACGGACCAGAUGAGCCGAUCUUAAAGGCAACCCCAGAAAAAUCGUUUUAUGUAGCUGGAGACUCUGUGAGCCUGUCGUGUCAGUCUGAGGGAACCCCCCAGCUCACUGUUGAGUGGAUCUUCAAUGGUCAGAUACUCUCUAUGGAUUCCAACGGAGUCCUAGAUCUAAAAAACGUGCAGACCAACCAGGGAGGAGUUUAUACGUGCUCUCUGCUCAAUCCGAUGACCAAUGAAAAGCGGGAAAAGAAUGUCACUUUAAAUAUUUAUGAGAGGCCUCCAGGCAGCCCCGUGUGCUCCGUGCUGUCUGUGAAUAAUGACAGCCUGCUGUAUGAGUGUGACUGGAUGGGUGGAACACCUCCGGCCUCACUGUCCUUCCCAGCUCUGAGCAGUGCAAUCACAGGAGAAGGAAAUCUCAGCCUGACUUUUCCCGCUUCCACUAACCUCAAUGGGAAAACUGUCACCUGUCAGGCAGACCACCCAAUCCAGCAAAAUACCUGCAACAUCACAGCACGUAAUCCAAAAGUGUUUCUUCCAGAAGUGAGAGCCACUGUUGACGUGGACAGCAAAAUAGUGGUCAGUAUUCUGUGUGUGAGCGAGGCGUCCCCUCAGGCUGUGGUGUCGUGGUCCAACGACAGCGGGGCAAUCGCCAACGGGACCGCAUACCAGAUCAGCAGUGACACUACAGAGCUGAAAAUUCGGGAUAACAGCAUUAGUAACUUAAUUCUCCAAAACUUCACCUGUACGUGCAGGAACCCGCUGGGCAGCCAGACGAGACGAAUUCAAUUACAAGGGCCUUCGAUCUCAGAUUCCAGAGUGUUCCCUAAUCAAGAUGGAACCAUCAUCACUUUGACCUGGGAGGUCCCUCCUACAUCUGUGGUCACAGGGUUUGACAUCCAAAUGAAAGGAGCAAAUCUCAUAAUCAAAAAGGGAAAUACCUCUCAGGCUAAAAUCACCUUGGAUGGAUACCACACCAUUCAGCAGAAACCUGCCUCUGCCAGGAGCACUGACGUCUUUACUCUGGAUCCCAAGCAGACAUACCUGUUUCGGAUCAUCCCUAAAGCUCGACUGGCUGACGGAGUACCUUCUGUGGUUCACAGAAUUGGUCCACCUGACGGACUCAGUGGACCGGCCAUAGCUGGAAUCGCAGCAGGAAUCCCAUGCAGCAUUCUCGCCAUCAUCUUGGUGGGGGGGCUCAUUUUCCUCAUCAUCUACCUGAAAAGGAACAGAAGCCAUCAGACUAAAUAUCCAGUGCCGAGAACAACUGAGAAGGCAAUACCUCCAGCAAAAAUAAACCAUCCUGAAAUCAUUCCUCAUAAACCGCUGGCAGGGGGAUUAAAGUUUUUCCCAGACUACAACAGUUUACACCAGAGUCUGUCUGACAGAUCUGUGGCUCUGCCUGCGUUUGUCCCACCUCCUCCACAUGUCAGAGUUGCAACAACUGUUUAAAAUGUCACUUUUUGAUACAUUUUUUUUACUAUAUUCUUAUGUUUUAUGAUUUUUAAAAUUGCACUUAAUUUAUGUCUCAUGAAGACAGAGAAUGUAAGAUAAUCUAAAAGUGCUUUUGAAAUAAUAAGAAAUUGUUUUAUAAAAUAUAUAUAUAAAAAAAUCAAACUUUAAUGCAUUUUCAACUCAUUACAAACUUACUUCUGUAAGUUCCUACAGCUGGAGAAUGUCUGAGUGUUUGCAAGACUGAAGUAAGUUAAUAUUAUUCCACAAGUUAAAAUGUUUAAAAUAUUUCUUUGAUCACAUGGGAGUGUGAGUACACUUUGAUUUAUUGGAUUUUUUUGUUCAUUCUGUCUUAAAAAUGUAUGAAUAUGAUGGACAUUGCAGACCUUUCUCAUCUUUAUAUGUGGGUCAAAUUGCUGAAUGUGGGAUUAAAAUAAUGUUUCUGCCCUGCUCUAAAUCAAGAGGAGCUCAAAUAAAUGGUCAGACUAAAUACCAAAUUGUGUUUUAUAUCGUUAUU